CCACGGCAAAGGAAGCGACCAAUACGCCAGUGCUCAUUCUUCGGUCAAGGAAGAAGGACGUAGGCCAGUGGCUCCUCUGACCCCACUUUCUUCGUUAAUGUCACAACACAACCGCUCUCAGCCUCGAUUUGCCGGACACACGACGGUACUCAGAAAUUGGGCGGAAGAGGCCAAUAUCAUAACGAGGGACGAGGGUCGCCGCGUUUCUGCUUCAGUCGCCCUCCGUCCGCGCUUCCUCCUCUGCCCUCGCGCCGCGGGCCUCGCUCUCCCCCGGGCACUCAGCCUCCCGCAGACACAGACACGAGGACUCCUUGAACAGCUGGCCUUAGGAAACUCAGCUGAAUUCUCACAGCCAUCAACUCGUCAACCGUAGGCCUUCAACCCAUCAACCUCAACUGCCACGUCACACACCUGUCUCCUGCGCUUCCGAAGAGAGUGGAAUAAAAAUGUCACUCCAAGCACUUGCGUUAACAAUGGCGGCCCUGGCACUAGUGGCAUCAUCGACGGGUCAGGUCAUCCGCAACAUCACAUUCGAGCCCGAGAGUCUGCUGAGAGUCUCCGCUGAGACGUCGCACUCAGUCAAGUGGUUCUCGGACACAGAAGCCGAGGUGGUGCGCGUCGAAGCCAAGAUGGAGGAUGAGUUUGUGGCGAUAGUGACGGCCACGAGUGAGCCAGUGAAGGGGCGUUUGGAAGACAAUUUCACGCACUCUGGCCACGUCAACAUCAGCGCCCUCUUCAUCGGCUACAACACCCUCGAAGUGACGCUUUUUGACGAGUUCAAUAAUAGCGUCUCCAGCGGCGGCAUGAAGAUGACGGUGUUGCUCGCCUAUCAAGAGCUCAACGAUAUUUUCACUUGGGUGAUGGCGUUGCUCGUGGCCAUCCUGUACCUGAUCAUGGGCGCCACCCUGGAUCUGGAGAUCGUCAAGGGCAUCAUCAAGAAGCCAGUAGGACCUGCCGUGGGGGUCUUCUGCCAGUACGUUCUCAUGCCAGCGAUCUCCUUCCUGCUCGGCCUCGCCCUGUUCCCGGACGACCCCCUCCUGCGCCUCGGCCUCUUCCUGAACGGCAGCUGCCCCGGCGGAGGAGCCUCGAACAUGUGGACGCACCUGCUGGGCGGCUCGCUCGACCUGUCCAUCAUGAUGACCUUCAUAUCGACCAUCACUGCCUUCGCUGCCGUGCCGUUCUGGGUGCUGAUGGUCGGCCCCGUGAUCCUCGCCGACGGCCAGUUCACGAUCCCCUUCUUCGACAUAUUUAUCACCGUCAUCUCCCUUAUCAUCCCGUGCGGCAUCGGCAUCUUGAUCCAGGUCUUCUUCCCCAAGACAGUGAAAUAUUUCGAGAAACUGCUGACCCCGAUGUCGGCGUUCAACCUUAUCUUCAUCUUCACUUUCGGAAUCUACGCUUAUCUGUACGUCUUCGAAAUCUUCACGUGGAGGAUGCUCGUCUCGGGAAUCGCUCUGCCGAGUCUGGGCUACUUGUCCGGGAUGAUAAUAGCCUUUCUGUUCAAGAUGUCGACUAAAGAAAUCGUCGCGAUCAGUGUGGAGACUGGAGUUCAGAACUACACCAUUGCUCUGAUCAUUCUUCAGGUCACUCUCGAAUCCCCAGCGGGAGAGAUUUCCGCAGCCGUUCCCGCAGCAGCGACCCUGUUCACGCCCGUGCCUCUGCUCACCAUGCUCGUUAUCAAGAAAGCGUACGACCGCCUCAAAGGUGGAUCUUCCCUUGACAUCACGGACUCCAAACUGCGCGAGGUUACGAGCGCUGCCAAGGCCCACGAAGGGAGCGACCUCCCCGCCAAAACCGACGGCCGACCGGCUUCCAACGGCGGCCUCGACAACCCCGCCAUGGACCUGCAGGACGAGGCUGCCUAGUGCCUUUCCCGCCUUUCUCGGCUCUGCGCCUCUCCUUUGUUGGGGACUUAAUAUUCUUUAUUAAUUCUUCGGUUGUGUACCCGGAGCUUGGUGCAUUCGGGAGAGAUAGCGGUGCCUCGGAAUACAGAGUGACGUCCCCAAGUCCACGAAGACCGUCAAACAUGCGAUAAGGAUUGCCUGAUUAUUCCACGAGUGCCGGACCAACAGACAGGGCUACACACGCGAUAAGAAAGAAUCUACCUGGCAAAUUUGGCAACACUAUGCCAGACCGGGACCCGAUAAGGGCGCGCGGAUCCCCGGAGAACGUUACAUUCCAACGGGCAAGUCAUUCAGUGCUGCGGAUACCCCCUUGCUUUAGUGCCCUAGAUCCGUGUCCACAUGAGGCGGUAUUGCUUUACCGUCUAGUAAAUCCACCUCGACGUCAUCUCUGCUCGUGCCCUCCCAUGCCCCUGCCCCUGUGCCCGCUAAUCAUGCCCGUGUGAACAGGCUUUUAAGUACGUGGCUUAUUUUACAUGAAGCUCUGGAACCGUCCAACCUAAUUUUCUAUGGUAAUAUUUGGGUACAGUAAUAGUUACUUAAUGCCAGUCGACUCCUCUCCCCCAUUAACAGCAGAAGAAAGGUUGUAAAACAGUGUGGAUGACAUUUAAGUUAGACUAAAUGCUUUGUUGUUUUAUCAGGAGUUUAAGUUCCUAUAUCAUUAGUCUUAUUUCAAGAUUGCCAAGUAUUAAGGUUCCGAACCAGAAAGGUUGUCAUGUAACAUUUUUAUCUUAGUAUUAGGUGGCGCUUUAGGGGAUGAUUCGAGAAGAUAUUGAUUUUAUAACAUAUAGAUCAGCAAAUCCUAGAUUGCUAUUAUUCAUUCAAGACGAAGUUUCUUCAUUGUAUUAGUAGCAUUUUAGGAUAGAAUUUCGAUGCGGGCAGGUUUCUAAAAUUUACUAUAAGAUAAGAUCCCAUUCACGAGAUGCAAACCAACCAUGCGGACUUGACACCCAUCUGAAAAGCCUAGGUUUUUCGCUCUACUGCAAAAGGAGUUCCCCGGAAAGUCUAUUCUUAAUCAUUCUAACGAAAAUCGAAUAAACUGAAGUAAGGCUUUCAGAACACUAACAUGUUUAUCCGUCCUGGUCUGUUAUGAAAAAGUGGAACUAGUAUUCUCGUCAUUCCGGCGAACGUACAUGCAAACACACACGCAGACGCAGACGCACAUGCACACGUAUAUACACACACAGACAUACGAACACGUAGCCACAUACUUGUAUAUACAAGAGUAAAAUAUUAGAAUUUAUCUUGAUUUUCAAUGUUCGAUGUUGAUAUGAUUUUACAUCUUUUAAUGUACUAUAUCAUAUUUAAUAAUAAAUACUC
Molecule: messenger RNA, 3218 nt
Organism: Penaeus indicus
Lineage: Eukaryota; Metazoa; Arthropoda; Malacostraca; Decapoda; Penaeidae
Product: ileal sodium/bile acid cotransporter-like
Exons: 12
Coding region: 447-1862 (471 amino acids)
Cellular component (GO): membrane
Source: RefSeq, a predicted model, not a curated record